AUGUCAAGUAGUGAUGAUGAAGGUCCAAAACUUGGCUCAAAGAAAAAACCAUACACACCAAAAUUUAAGGAAGAAUGGAAAAAACAUCCAGAAUUUGCCUCUUGGUUGUGUAAAGGUAAAACGGAUACAUUUUUUCACUGCAAUGUUUGUUUUAAUGACUAUUUGGGUGGUUUAUCGGCAAUUAAACGUCAUUCAAAGUCUGACAAACAUAGGAAUAAUUCAAAAUCAGUUUCAGUUUCAAACCCCAUUAAUAAAAUGCAAAAACUUGUACAACAUACAAGUCAUGAAUACCAAAUAAAACAGGCAGAAAUAAAAUUGGCAAUGUUUAUUGCAGAACACAAUAUUGCUUUUCAGACAAGCAAUCAUGUUGUAUCUUUAUUCAAAAGUAUGUGUCCAGAUUCAAGUGUAUUACAAGGUAUAUCAUGUAAUCGUACAAAAAAUACAUCGAUAGUAAACAAUGUAAUUGGACAGUAUGAAUUUGAAUAUUUACUUGAAAUUAUGAGGUCUCAAAAAUUUUCUAUUCUUAUCGAUGAGUCUACAGAUCACUCUUCUGUUAAACAUCUGGCGAUAAUUGUUCGAAUUUUAGACUACAGUAAUUAUGUGGUAAGAGAUAAUUUUUUAUGCUUACUUCAAAUUACAAGCGCAACUGCUGUCAACAUUUUUGAAAAAAUAAAAACAUUUUUUACUGAGCAUAAUAUCCCCUAUCAAAAAAAUCUUGUGGGAUUUGCAUCAGAUGGGGCAAAUACAAUGUUUGGGAAUAGACACUCUGUCAAAACGUUACUUGAAGAAGAUGUACCUGGAAUCUUUGUCAUGAAAUGUAUAUGCCAUUCACUGGCACUUUGUGCUUCCUAUGCUUGUGUAAAAAUUCCAAACAACAUAGAAGAAUUGGUAAGAUAUUUAUAA
This is a messenger RNA of Aphis gossypii (cotton aphid), 903 nucleotides long. RefSeq names its product E3 SUMO-protein ligase KIAA1586-like. The transcript has a single exon. Bases 1 to 903 code for a protein of 300 amino acids. NCBI's taxonomy places the organism in Eukaryota, Metazoa, Arthropoda, Insecta, Hemiptera, Aphididae. The record is from RefSeq and is a predicted model, not a curated record.